Molecule: messenger RNA, 2217 nt
Organism: Enterobius vermicularis (human pinworm)
Lineage: Eukaryota; Metazoa; Nematoda; Chromadorea; Rhabditida; Oxyuridae
Source: the annotation of a GenBank genome assembly
AUGGCCAGCUCCUUAAACUUGAUUAUUAUAUGCUGUUUGAUACUGAUUAUUGCCGCGAUAACUGCAGUAGCAUGGCCAAGUGUCAAUUCAAUUGGAGAAGGAGACGGAUCUAAACUUGUCAGCUCAGUGAAUGUUGUAGAAGUCGGCACUUCACGUGGGUACAUUCAAGCGGCGCAACAUUUUCUGAAGUCAAUGAACUCAAAAGUUGAUCCAUGUGACGACUUCUAUGAAUUUGCAUGCGGAAAUUGGCACUUGUAUAACCAUGUUCCACCUGAUCUUGCAAGCUAUGGACAUUUUGCAGCUAUGCGAGAAAAAGUCACUCAAGAAAUGAGGGAUCUGUUGGAUGCCCGACAACUUUCAACGUCAAAAGCAAUCAACGACCUUCGACAAGUUUAUCAUGGCUGUAUGGAUACUAGAAGACAUGAUGAAACAAAGGGUUCCGAACUCUUGGAAGCUAUCAAGGAAAUGAAUUACUGGCCAAUUGUUCAUUCUGACUUAUGGGAUCCCUCAUUCUAUAACCUAACUGAAUUGCUAGUGUUUCUAGGCACUAAUAGAGCUAUGGACAUAUUUUUUGAUAUGUAUAUUUCGCCUGACCAGCGGAAUGUUUCAUCAAGAUUGAUCCACAUAGAUCAAGGUACUCUUGGACUUGGCUCUAAUGCCAGAGACUAUUAUUUGGAUGAAAAACGCUACAGCAAACAACUGAACGCUUAUGAAAACUAUAUUACAGAAAAGGUACUUUUGAUCGCCGAAGAUGCUGGCAUUCGUAAAACAGCCGAGGAUAUCGCUGGUGAUGUGCGAGAAAUAAUGGACUUUGAAAAAAAUCUUGCUCAGAUAAUGGUUUCUGAAAAUGAGCGGCGAAACUACACAAAACUGUACAACAUUCAUAAAUACAGUGAACUGCAAACGCUGCUACCAAAUGUCGAUUGGGACACUUAUUUUCGUGCUUUGAUGCCUUAUGAGCUUCAUUAUUACCUAAAUAAUAACCCUAACAUUAUUGUCAAUGAAGUGGACUUUUUGAAACGACUAAGCAACCUUCUGGAGAAAACUGAUAAACGUAUCAUAACAAACUAUAUCAUAUGGCGCUAUACAUCAGCAUGGAGUUUCCAACUUGAUCAACGUUAUGAUGACAUUCAACAGAAUUUCUUGAGAGCAAUGAUCGGAAAACAGGUAAAAUCACCAAGGUGGAAGGAUUGCGUUACAGCUGCCUCUGGUAGAAUGACCUAUGCUGCUGGUGCCAUUUACGUUCGCGAAUAUUUCAAAGAGGCAGACAAAGAGGCAGCACUGGAAAUGAUCGAUGAUCUCCAUGAUGCGUUUAGAGACAUGCUGCUGAAAAAUGACUGGAUGGACAACACCACACGUCAUUAUGCUCUUGAAAAGGAAUCUAAGAUGCAAAGCUUGAUUGGAUAUCCAGAUUUUCUUCUUGACGAUGAAAAAUUGGAUAAUUAUUAUGGAAAACUCAAAUUAGAACCUGGCGACAGCUACGCUAAAAUGGUUGAAAAAACAUCCAAAUGGGCACAAGAUCGAAACUUUUAUCGCCUGGUUGAACCAGUUGAUCGAAGUGAAUUCGGUAUUUCAUCGUCUACAGUCAACGCAUUCUAUUCAUCAUUGAAAAAUGGAAUCAUAUUUCCUGCUGCAAUUCUUCAACCUCCACUCUUUGACAGAAGUUAUCCAAAAGCUGUAAACUAUGGAGGUAUUGGAGCAGUUAUCGGUCACGAAAUAACGCAUGGUUUUGAUGAUCAAGGUAGUCAAUUUGAUAGUGAAGGAAAUUUGAUGGACUGGUGGGACACCGUAACUAAAGAGCGGUUUACUGAGAGAACAAAAUGUAUCAUCGAUCAAUACAGCACUUAUGAAGUUCCCGGCACAGGAUUACAUAUUAAUGGGCUUUUAACUCAAGGCGAAAAUAUUGCUGAUAACGGAGGUGUUAAAGAAGCCUACAAGGCUUACAAACGUUACUUGGAAAAAUUGGGUCAUGAAGAGAAGCGUUUACCCGGUCUUGAAGAAUACUCAAACGACCAAAUAUUUUUCUUAAGUUACGCACAGACCUGGUGUGGACAAACAAGGCCUGAAGCUCAAAUUCGACAAAUCUUAACAGAUCCGCAUUCACCACUACGUUUUCGUGUUAACGGCGUAGUAAUUAAUCAACCGGAAUUUGCACGGGCAUAUCAUUGUCCAAGAGGAUCACCAAUGAACCCUGACCAACGCUGUGUUGUAUGGUAA